Molecule: messenger RNA, 951 nt
Organism: Rana temporaria (common frog)
Lineage: Eukaryota; Metazoa; Chordata; Amphibia; Anura; Ranidae
Product: olfactory receptor 5AC2-like
Exons: 1
Coding region: 1-951 (316 amino acids)
Biological process (GO): G protein-coupled receptor signaling pathway
Cellular component (GO): membrane
Molecular function (GO): olfactory receptor activity
Source: RefSeq, a predicted model, not a curated record
AUGAGCUUGUCUCCCAAAAAUGUCUCUGUGACCAACUUUGUUCUGGUGGGGCUCAUUGAGAUUGAAUCUUUCCGAUAUGUAUGUGCUGUUUUGGCUCUUGCAAUAUUUUCAGUCACAUUGUUUAUGACUUCUAUGAUUGUCUAUGUAACCUGGACAGAGAAAAGCUUGCAUGAGCCUAUGUACAUCUUAAUAUGCAUCAUGGUUAUGAAUGUGAUGAUGGGGAACGCAUCAUAUUUUCCCAAGCUCGCCAUUGACUUGCUGUCUGGAUGCUCCACCAUCUCACUCACAGGAUGUCUCUGCCAAUCUUUCUGUAUCGAUCUUUAUGGAACUUAUGAAAUAUUUACUUUUACAACAAUGGCAUAUGACCGAUAUCUGGCUGUAGGCCACCCUCUGAGAUACCACAAUCUGAUGACCAACUUUACAACUCAAACAAUGUCACUUGCCAUAUAUGUUUUCAAUGUGGUGAUAGUAACUGUGGGUAUAUUAUUGAUAUUAAGACUAACAUUUUGUGGGGUGAAUAUUAACAAUGUCUAUUGUGAGGCUAUGUCUCUACAAGCGCUUGUUUGUAACGAUAUAACAAUUAAUGUUCUCUAUAGAACGAUUUUGACCUUGUUCAUUUCGAUUGGCUGCUUGCUUGUAAUAAUGUACUGUUACAUAAGAACAGUCGUCAUCUGUCUGAAACUUUCUGCAGAAUCCUCUCAGAAAGCUAUACAUACAUUGAUGACUCACAUAUUGGCCUUCUCCAUCUAUAUUGCCACCGUCUUGUUCCUUAAUUUCAGGUACAGUUUAAGUACAGGUCCUAUAUCAACCAAAGUUGACAUUAUCAUACCUUUGAUUGGUACCGGCAUAGCUACUUCUGCAAACCCUCUGAUCUACGGGAUGAGAACCAAAGCUCUCAGAGAAAAAAUCGUAUGUAACCUGUAUAAAAUUGUUGGCAAACCAAAAGAAUAA